AUGUCAACUAAAGAAACACUCGAGAUUAGCCCUAAUGAACCCGCAAGUGAUAACGAAGCAACACAACAGACUGAAGACCAGUAUCAUGGUAGUAGUACGAGUGACAAGUUGGAUUACGCAAAAUCACUACUUGGUGACGUGGCUGUAAUUGGUGAAGUAGUUAAACCUUAUGCGCCUUUAAUCAGCUCGCUUACUGAUUCAAUCAGAAGGAUUUAUAAUUCUUAUGAUUACGCACAAUAUAAUAAAAGAAUUAGCAAUGUUUUACUUGAUCGAGUUGAUUGCGUUGGGGCACCCAUAAAAGCUUUGAAAAGACGGAAGGAUAAAAUUGAAUCAAAUUUCCUUAAUCAAAAUUACUACAAUGCUUUAAUUCGUCUUCUUGCUAUCUUGAAGAAAG
Messenger RNA from Racocetra persica, 394 nucleotides. The record is from the annotation of a GenBank genome assembly. Lineage: Eukaryota; Fungi; Glomeromycota; Glomeromycetes; Diversisporales; Gigasporaceae.